AAAUGUCUCGUGUGAACGUGGUCGUUAAAACAGUGUCCGUUACCACUCUGACGACACAGCCGAGCUGCUGUGACCCGCAUAUUUGCCAAAUUGGUGAAAGAAUUUUGCUACAUAUUGACGAAACCGUCUAUAAAUGGAUUAAUAUUAACUUUUAUACUUUGAAAAAUCUGAAUGAAGCCGUUAGGUUUGAAAUGCAGUGAAAUGUCAUUGCUGUUUAAGCGUUGUGUGUGGAUAGACACAAGAGUUUGCGAAAGUUUUAAAAGUAGGCUAAUAAGAUUAAUUUUUAUCCCGAGGGAACAGGUUUCUUUCUUUUGUAUAAUUCUAGGAUUCUAGGGUUGACUGGUGACGAAUAUCUGCCGUAGUUUUCGAAGUGAAUGUAGGACAUUUUUUCGUGUUUGUGACGCACAAGAUAAAUUUCAUUUUCAGAAUUACAAAGAAGCUUUGAAAUUCAUUUCCAAAAACUGCGUGUUGAAUUCUUAAGCUGUGUUGGUCUACCCCACUUUCCAGAAAAAGGGAAUAAACGAUGAAGGCGAGUCCUUUGUUUCAUCAUUAACAAUUACGUUCGUUCAUAAACUGGCAGUAGAAAUAAUUUCGUGCUGAGGUUACAGAAUACAGCGUUCGGCAAGAGAAGUCACCGUGAUUAUUGAUUAUUGAUUAUGAGACAGGAGGACGCAAUAGUUUCUCAUGCAUGUUAAAAUGGAGACACCGAGUAAAAUUACAAAUAUAUGAGCAAAAUAGCCAGUCCAAGUCGGUGUUUGUACGUAAUAAAUAACAUGGCGAUACCACAACAUUCGGCAAGUAAUACAAUCGACCUUCGUUCCUCAGGGCGUAGCGCCAUCUUUUUUUCUCUCAGUCCGAAAAUAAGCACGUGGAGUUCAGUUGUUGUUGCGCCAGGAAGCUAAUGGAGGUCAUGACGGGGUGUGUCACGAGCUGUACAUCUUUCAGGGGAAAACGAUUUAAACGGUGGUUGGGUUCAAGAGCAUGGAAGUUAUGUAACGUAACUAAAGGAGACUGCUGUUUGUAAGACAUAACGGGUGAAACACUUCGUUUCCGUCGUUCGCUGUCGCACUUUGUAUUAGAAAAAAAAAUGCGACACAGUUAUUCGCUGUUAGAUUAAUUUAGGUUGAGUGUUAUCAAAUGCAAUGCAGAAAGGAUUCAACAAAGGCGUUGAAAAGGUGUCACUCAGAUUCUGUAAUUACAGAUAUUGCGUAGCAUAAAUCUUAUUACGACACCACUUAGCAGUCACAUGUCCCACAACAAAUACAUUUUUAACACAGAACAAAUCAUUGAUUGCUGCAAGGAAUGGCCGAAGAUCUUGCAAAAGGUCCGUUCUACCCUCUCCAGUAAAUGGAUGACAUCUACAAGCAAUACGGGAAAAAAAGAGAGAGAGAGUGACUUUUCGAGACAAUCCUUAUCCCUCGGGUUAAGUGACAAGGGGGCUUCCUCCCGAGAAUUGCGAAGGUCCCGGGUAGCCUCCAAAUAAAAGUGAAAUGUAAAUUUUUUCCGAUGUUGCAUUUAUAGAGACAAUACUUGGAAUUAAUUAAUGAGACGGAUGGGUAGAAAUAACACAGAUUGUUCUAUCUGAUAGCAAUAAUAAAUAGAGCAAUAGUUUCACAAGACUUGCUCUCUCAUUAGAUUAUUUCUCUUGCGUUAGAGCUAUUAUCUCCAUUUUAAUUUAAAAAAUCCGAUCGAGUGUAAUUCUAAAUUCAUAAAAAUGAUAUAUUUCGAUAAUUCCGUAACUAAUCGUUGAAUGUCAAAAACUUCGAUACGUGUAGUCGAUCUGCUCCAUAAUACGUAUUGCCAACUUGCCUGUCGAUUAAUUUCGACCAAUGAAAGUGCUAGCUGGACAUCUGAAAGCAGAAACAAAGCAACCCAAUUCCCUUAAAGCAAACACUCGCUGCAUGAAUACUUCUAAGAUACGAGUAGUGAUAACAUUUGUUGACGGUGACAGAAUUGACCUGCACAUGAUUUUCUUUGUUUACAAUCGUUGUUAUCGAUUCAAAUUUACUUCUCUUCACAAAUAAAGUCGCACAAUCGCGAUUGUCACAGAGUUGAAUGACUGAUUCUUGCUGAAUAAAUAAGAAGGGAGUAGAAUCUGUGGCAAAGUAGUUUGUGUGGCGGCGUCAUGGCUGAGAGGGAGUCUGAGAACCACGGACAAUUGACACUAGAGCAAAACUCUAAGCCUCUGGACGCGAACAGCUAUGCCACAAAGAAGACGAUAGCGCAGGGGAUGUUGGACAUAGCCCUCCUUACAGCCAACGCGAGUCAGCUGAAGUACGUUUUGCAGAUCGGUCAUCAGCACGAGUUCUACACCCUCAUGCUGUGGCUUAUAUCCGUAUCCAUUGUUCUGCAGGUUGUAUCCUGCACAUUGGCUCUUGUUCUGAUGACACUCAACAUCAACAAACCAGAGAGACAACACGUGGCAUCCGUCUUGAACCACGUAGUUGUUGGAUUCGUCUUGGUCGCCAUGGUAGCUGACGUCAUCAAGAUGAGCUUUGGUCUCGAUCCUGGACCUGUACAGAAGAGAAGUGCUGACGAAAAUCAAUGAAAUAGCAGAGUUUCCUCAGAAGUACCUCACUUAAAACUGGCGGUGUAUUCAUAAACAAUUCGUAAUCAUCCUCAAAUAUGAAGAGAAGCGACCAUUUCUUAACUACAAAGAAACUUUUCUAAACAUAUUGACAUAACCUCAUUUCUUUACAGCGCACAUUAUCCGCCGUCAUUAUAAUCAUAAUCAAAUUCAUCAGAGAUCGAAUUUUGUUUCUAAACAUGAAAACGUAACCGAUUGCAGUGGGCGUGCAGUUUCAUAUCUGUCUUUGCAACCUCGGGUUCGAAUCUCGCUCUUAAUUUUGUAAGCCCAUGUUUGUCCCGAUGGCAGAGACUGUCUAUUCCGACAUACGUGGAGUCCUCCCUUAUAACUAAAUUAUUAUAUAUUUUGAGCAUCUUAGAAAAACUGAGCAGAAGGUAGGACCAUGUUGCAAGGUUAACGCAAACAUUAAUAACUUAAGAUCUAAUGUUUUUCACAGCGGUGGAAAUAUUGAUUGCGGCCUGUUAGACUGUAGCGCUGUGUAGUCUUCUUGUGUUUACCAAAGUUUUUUUACGAACUCCAAGAUGGAGACAAUGCGUUCUUCCGAAAGGCUGGUAUUUACCUACAAAAUUACUCCACUACUCAGAAAACCAAAAAGUUAAUAACCUCUUUUUAAAGACAGCCAGAUCCAAAUAAAUUUGUAGUGAAUAUACUUUAGAACCUUUUGUAAUUUUCGUGUGCUUUACGACAAUUUGCAUUUUAUUCUUAUUGCUUGCGUCAGAAUUGGUGUUAUUUAAUAAAUUCAAUAUCUGGAAUACAGUUCAAUAAAUCUGGAAUCAUCUCUUACAGAGGCUGAGUUUAUGGGUACAAAUGAGAGAUGAGAUUUAUACGAGGCACUGCUAUUGAAAAUCAUUCUUAGAACAUGCGAAGGUUUUUUCAGAGACCAAGCUAGUCAGGAAUACGUUCAGGAAAGACCUGAUCUUCGAGGUGAAUAUCAGCGGCGAUGAACAUGAGUGAUACAGAUUUACAUUAACGUAGACUAUCCAAAUCUCUUUUUACCAGGCAAUUACAAGGUUAGGGUUAUUCAGAGAUCGGAUUAAGCAGGUUACAGGUGAGCAAGGCGAACUUCGUUAUUGAAGACCUUUCAGUGACGAAAAGGACCGAGAGUAGGAAAAGGGGUUAUUUCAGGGACAACUUGGUCGGGAAAAAAGGGACAUUCUUCUCAACCUUAGAACAGUGCUUGAAGGCUCCAGCCAUUACGGAAUUUCCUUAUAUUUAGGAUUACGUCAGAUAUUCUUGUACCACAGUUAAAUACAACUGAUAAAAUUUUGGGUCAGAGCCCUUUCAAGCCACUACACGAGGCCAGCCUGCUUCUUUGUCGAGUUUAUUUUUAAUUAUUUAGUUUGUCUAUCUUAAUAUAGUUUUCAUUGUUUUUCUUUCUUUAAUUUCAGCUUGGUUUUAUUGCUUUAAUUUUACUUAUGAUGUGUUCGUGUCUUUGAUAAGAAUUUCGGAUUUGAUUACAUUUAUAGCAGCCACAAUCAGAAUUU
Messenger RNA from Zootermopsis nevadensis, 4071 nucleotides. RefSeq names its product Ninjurin C (gene NijC). Gene Ontology annotation, biological process: tissue regeneration; cell adhesion. Gene Ontology annotation, cellular component: membrane. The record is from RefSeq and is a predicted model, not a curated record. NCBI's taxonomy places the organism in Eukaryota, Metazoa, Arthropoda, Insecta, Blattodea, Termopsidae.